GCCCGGAACCGAAUCGGGAAGAGGAGAUCGAAGCUCGAGGAGGCCAUGGUGAAGGAGACGGGCUACUACGACGUGCUCGGGGUCGACCCGACCGCCUCCGAGUCCGAGAUCAAGAAGGCCUAUUACAUCAAGGCGAGGCAGGUCCACCCAGACAAGAACCCGAAUGACCCGCAGGCCGCGGGGAAGUUCCAGAGGGAGCACUGGAGCUCAGAAACCCGUUCUAGAAAUCCAUGGCAAACUAUGGUGGAUCUUGCCUUCUACCAACAAAAUGGAAUCCAGAUACUUACCGGAACUAGGGGAGGCAUACCAAGUACUUAGUGACCCCGCGCAGCGCCAAACUUAUAAUGCCCAUGGGAAAUCUGGCAUCUCAACGGAAGGAAUAAUUGAUCCAGCAGCAAUUUUUGCGAUGCUAUUCGGCAGUGAGCUUUUUGAGGAUUAUAUUGGUCAAUUGGCAAUGGCAUCAAUGGCUUCACUUGAUAAUUUUGGGGACGAUGAAAAUAUCGACACAAAAAAGUUGGCAGAAAAAAUGCAGGAUGUUCAAAAGGAAAGAGAAGAAAAACUUGCAGAGAUACUUAAAAACCGGCUGCACCUUUAUGUUCAAGGAAAUAAAGAGGAAUUUGUUCGGCUUGCUGAGGCCGAGGUGUCCAGACUUAGUGACGCAGCAUAUGGGCUUGUUAUGUUGAACACUAUUGGCUAUGUAUAUUCGAGACAAGCUGCAAAAGAACUUGGAAAGAAAGCAAUAUAUCUGGGGGUUCCUUUUGUAGCUGAAUGGUUCAGAGACAAAGGCCAUUUUAUCAAAUCCCAAGUAACAGCUGCAGCAGGUGCAAUAGCUCUUAUGCAGCUGCAAGAAGACUUGAAGAAGCAGCUGGGUGCUGAGGGCCAUACCACAGAGGAAGAACUUGAAAUGUACAUGGAGAACCACAAAAAAGUUAUGGUUGAUUCCUUGUGGAAGCUUAAUGUUGCUGACAUAGAAGCCACUAUAUCACAUGUCUGCCAGAUGGUGCUUCAAGAUCCUAAUGCCAGGAAGGAAGACCUGCGUCUUCGUGCCAAAGGACUGAAAACUUUAGGGAAAAUUUUCCAGGGGGUUAAGGUCAAUACUGUUGAGGGUGAAACGUCUCAAAUGAAGAAUAUAGAUAACAUGAAUGACAAUGCCGGUGGCUCCCCUGAUUCGUCACCAAAACAGGAGUCUGUAUUUAAUCCUGUCCCUAACCCUCCUCUUACUCAGAGUCCAUAUGUGGAGGCUCCCCAGUUCGGCGGAACCUACUGUUCGUUCAACUUCCCGAUGCCGACGGCUCCACCUGGAGCGCAGAGGGAUCCGAUGCCUUGAUAGCUGACACCAGAUUUCUUGUACUGCCAAUUAUUUCUGUGUAAUAUUGCUCGUGCAUGGUGCGUCAUUUGUGCCUGUGGUAGUAGAGUAAACGGGGGAGUCCGUCAGAUAAACGGUUGUGUAGCAGCCGUGUAUUUGUUUGUGUACAGUUGUGUUGACGAUGCUGUUUACAGCAGCAGUAGGUCACAAUUGUUGUACAUGAUUUGGUGUUGUUUUUCCCGAGUUGAGGUAUCUUCGUAACACUGGGGAUUACAGGUUCACGCUUCUGUUGCUGCUGCGGAUGAAGUGCAUCGCGUGAUGAUGAUGCACAGUCCAGCUGUACCAAGAGUUCGAGAUCCUGUUAAGGGCCUCUUUGUUUCGAAAUAGUUUCAUAGGAAUUUUUGAAUGAUAGUACCUCAUAGUUAUUUGAUACAGUAUUUUUAUGUGGAAACUGUUCGGUUUGUAGGAUUGAGAACCAUAGGAAAUCAUUUCCAUAGUCUAUUCUA
Messenger RNA from Lolium rigidum, 1812 nucleotides. Its product is annotated as chaperone protein dnaJ 10-like. The record is from RefSeq and is a predicted model, not a curated record. The coding region runs from base 164 to 1327 and encodes 387 amino acids. The transcript is spliced from 11 exons. NCBI's taxonomy places the organism in Eukaryota, Viridiplantae, Streptophyta, Magnoliopsida, Poales, Poaceae.